Megalops cyprinoides (Indo-Pacific tarpon) is the source of this 1140-nucleotide messenger RNA. RefSeq names its product prolactin-releasing peptide receptor-like. The coding region runs from base 1 to 1140 and encodes 379 amino acids. Gene Ontology annotation, cellular component: plasma membrane; neuron projection. Gene Ontology annotation, biological process: G protein-coupled receptor signaling pathway. NCBI's taxonomy places the organism in Eukaryota, Metazoa, Chordata, Actinopteri, Elopiformes, Megalopidae. Gene Ontology annotation, molecular function: neuropeptide binding; neuropeptide Y receptor activity. The transcript has a single exon. The record is from RefSeq and is a predicted model, not a curated record.
AUGGAUACAGUUCUGGAGGAAGUUCUGAAUAGGGUUAAUGGCACUGUGGGAGACGCCCAUCUGAACCAUAGUGACCCGGCGGACACGUUCCCUGGCCUCCAGCUGCUUCUCCACUUCAAGCCACUCUUCGUGCCUCUCUACUGCCUCCUAGUGGUGGUGGCCUGUGUGGGCAACGCCUUCCUCCUGGCCUGUAUCCUUGUGGACAAGAAGCUGCACAACGCCACCAACUUCUUCAUCGGCAACCUGGCAGCAGGAGACCUGCUGAUGUGCCUGAGCUGUGUGCCACUGACCGCCUCCUACGCCUUUGACACGCGGGGAUGGGCCUUCGGCCGGCCACUGUGCCACCUCGUCCCGCUCCUCCAGGCUGCCACGGUCUUUGUCUCCGUGCUGUCACUCACCGCCAUCGCCGUGGACCGCUACGUGGUGGUGGCCCAUCCGGUGCGGAGGCGGAUCUCCCUGCGUGGCUGCGGGGCGGUGGCCGUCGCCGUUUGGGCACUGUCCCUGGCGCUGGCGGCCCCGCCCUCGCUGCAUACCGCCUACCUAGACCUGAGGCCUGCUGGACUGGACCUGGUGGUGUGCGAGGAGUUCUGGCACGGCGCUGAGAGGCUGCGGCUCAUCUACUCCUGCCUCAUGCUGCUGACCUCUUACAUGAUCCCACUGCUGUCCGUCAGCAUCUCCUACUGCGCCAUUACCGCCCACCUGCGGAGACACUGUCUCCCCGGAGCCCCCUCCCACAGCCAGCGCCGCUGGGACAAGAAGAGGCGCAAGACCUUCUCCCUGCUGGUGGUCUCAGUGCUCGCCUUUGCCCUCUGCUGGCUGCCCCUGCAGGUGUUCAACCUCAUCCUGGACCUGGAUGGCGACUUCCACAUUGUGGGCAAGCGCUACGUCAACGUUCUGCAGGUCUCCUGCCACCUGGUGGCCAUGAGCUCGGCCUGCUACAACCCUUUCAUCUACGCCUCGCUGCACAGCAAGUUCCGCCUUCACCUGCGUGGCUACCUGCGGCCCCGCGGCCGGCGGCGGGGCAGCCUGCUGUCCCAGCAUGCCUCGCGUCACAACGCCACCUGCCUCAGCCUGGUGUCGGAGCCAUCUGCCAGGGAGGGCCGCGAGGUUCCACCAUGCAGCACAGACAACUCUCUCUGA